GCCGCCAUCUUGGCAAGAGGCGAAGCGGCAGCGGCUCCUGUCAGGGGCGGCAGGUCCGGAGCGGCCGGAGCUCCGCGUCUCUGGGCGGCAGCCCGAGUCCCUGCAGAGGCAGAGCGCGGCGCGGCGCGCCCCACCUGCGGCCUCACCAUGGUGCUGUUGGCAGCAGCAGUUUGUACGAAAGCGGGAAAGGCUAUUGUUUCUCGACAGUUCGUGGAGAUGACCCGCACUCGGAUUGAAGGCUUAUUAGCAGCUUUCCCAAAACUCAUGAACACUGGAAAACAACAUACUUUUGUUGAAACAGAGAGUGUAAGAUAUGUGUACCAACCUAUGGAGAAACUGUACAUGGUAUUGAUCACUACAAAGAACAGCAAUAUCUUAGAAGAUUUGGAGACUUUAAGGCUCUUCUCAAGGGUGAUCCCUGAAUAUUGCCGAGCCUUAGAGGAAAAUGAAAUAUCUGAGCACUGUUUUGAUUUGAUUUUUGCUUUUGAUGAAAUUGUUGCCCUGGGAUACCGGGAGAAUGUUAACCUGGCACAGAUCAGAACCUUCACAGAAAUGGACUCUCAUGAGGAGAAAGUAUUUAGAGCAGUCCGAGAGACUCAAGAACGUGAAGCUAAGGCUGAGAUGCGUCGUAAAGCAAAGGAACUACAACAGGCCCGAAGAGAUGCAGAGAGACAGGGGAAAAAAGCACCAGGAUUUGGGGGAUUUGGUAGUUCUGCAAUGUCUGGAGGCAGCACAGCAGCCAUGAUCACAGAGACUAUCAUCGAAACUGAUAAACCAAAAGUGGCGCCUGCACCAGCCAGACCUUCAGGCCCCAGCAAGGCUUUGAAACUUGGAGCUAAAGGAAAGGAAGUAGAUAACUUUGUGGACAAAUUGAAAUCUGAAGGUGAAACUAUUAUGUCUUCUAAUAUGGGAAAACGUAUCUCGGAAGCAACCAAAGUGCACGCCCCACCUAUUAAUAUGGAAAGUGUGCACAUGAAGAUUGAAGAAAAGAUCACACUAACCUGUGGGAGAGAUGGAGGAUUACAGAAUAUGGAGUUGCAUGGCAUGAUCAUGCUUAGGAUCUCAGAUGACAAAUUUGGCCGGAUUCGUCUUCAUGUAGAAAAUGAAGAUAAGAAAGGGGUGCAGCUACAGACCCAUCCAAAUGUGGAUAAAAAACUCUUUACUGCAGAGUCUCUCAUUGGCUUGAAAAACCCAGAGAAGUCAUUUCCAGUCAACAGUGAUGUAGGGGUACUAAAGUGGAGACUACAAACAACAGAGGAAUCUUUUAUUCCUUUGACAAUUAAUUGCUGGCCUUCGGAAAGUGGAAACGGCUGUGAUGUCAACAUAGAGUAUGAACUACAGGAAGAUAAUUUAGAGCUCAAUGAUGUGGUCAUCACUAUCCCACUCCCAUCGGGUGUCGGUGCACCUGUGAUUGGUGAGAUCGAUGGGGAAUAUCGACAUGACAGUCGGAGAAAUACAUUGGAGUGGUGCCUGCCAGUGAUUGAUGCCAAAAAUAAGAGUGGCAGCCUGGAGUUCAGCAUUCCUGGGCAGCCUAAUGACUUCUUCCCUGUUCAAGUUUCUUUCAUCUCCAAAAAGAAUUACUGCAACAUACAGGUUACCAAAGUGACCCAGGUAGAUGGAAACAGCCCCGUCAGGUUUUCCACGGAGACCACUUUCUUAGUGGACAAAUACGAAAUCCUGUAAUACCAAGAAGGGAAAGCUGAAAAGGAAGGAUUUCAGAUUAAUAAAGAAGAAGCCAAAAGUGGCUGAAGAGUUUUUCCACAUUUACAAGCCAUUGGAGAUCCCCCCACCCCCUUUUCACAGUGCACGUACUCUGCGCGCAAGGACCCUCAACUCACACCCAGUGUUGUGGUGUCACAGAGACAUUUUUGACAAAGAAAUGACACUGACAUAAAGGGGAAAGGCUGCUGAUUUCUUUGGCCAGCAGGAAGCCAGCUCUCCAGGGAAUGCCCCAGUAAAUAGCUCUUCUGCCUUCACCUAAGUCUCCCUUUAUUUUAAGCCCUAAAUAUAGGUAUAUUUCAUACUUUGUUUUAAAAAGUUUUCUCUAUAGAUUUGAGUCUUUCAUACCCCUUUGCUUUCUGUUUUCUUUCAGUACACUUAGCACACACUGGGGUCAUCUGUCUGUAGUAUUGUGUUCAGCACUCUUGAGAACAAGGUUAUCUAAUCCAUUCUUGACGUUAGAUAGUACCAGUGAACUGUUUAAGGGAUAUAGAGUCUAAAAGUUGAAAUACAAGGUUGUCUUGUUUUCUCUCCUGUAUCCAUCCAUUGCUCCAUCUCUUUUUGAAGUCGUCCUUGUGAGCCCUGCCCUUCCAGUUGCAGGCAGUGCUGUGAAUCCCAUUUGUAUCAAUAUUAAAGGUAGCCAGCUGGGAAGCAGCUUUUAUGUGUACACACCUUUUCAAGAUGCCGAAUAAGAUGGCUACAUCCAUUUCCACACAAAAUCAUGUCUGCUGCUAAUGCUACCCAGACUUACAGUUCUCUACGUGCUUCGGGGCGACUGAGUUGAAGCACUGUAGCCCACUUAGAUGCCGAGUGUCCACCUCUUCCCCUUCCCAGAUGCUCUUCCCUCCAUCAGUCUUCUUUCCAGCAGAAAUGAGUCUAGUGAGUCUGUGUCAUUUCUCAUUAGCCCUAAACCGUAGGAGAGUCCCCAUCUUCACCGUUUGAGCGGUAGCAUUUUGAGAGGCAGGUGAUUAUACUGGUGUUUAGUGAGGGGUUACUCAAAUAUACCCCAUCUAACCUUAUUUACCACCUUCCUCUCUGUCCUUGUUUCUGAAAACCUUUUUUCUCCUCCUCAGCCUUUUUGGUGUCAUCAUGUAAUAAUUGUAGGAGUUUCUCAGCUCAUUUUGAUCUAUUACUUUUUCAAUAGGGGCUGAAUCAGCCAAUCCUGCCAAGCACUGGAUUGGGCGGGGUGGACGAUCAGUUGCUGCAAGGCUGCAAGCAGUAGCAAUGGGAAGCAGUAAAUGACAAUAGAUGACCUCCACUCUCGGGUGGCUGCAGAGCAGAGAUCUCUGAACACCUGCCUUCCCUGGCAAGAGUAUAUUAUCCAUGGAGCAGAGCGGUCCCACAGAAGGCUGUGGCUGGGACAGCUUGCCAAAGAAAUUUCUAGCCUUUCCCUUUCCCCUAAACUGCAUCAGGGAAGAAUCCUUAUCUCUAGCUUCGUUUUCACAUGAGGUUUUCUGAGGAAGGGGACUGGGAUAAGAAGUCUGUCAUGUAGUAAAGUAGAGGAGAAAUCUUAUUAAUCCAGUUGUAUUUCAGAGUUGUUUGUCCCUAUGAUUUUUUAAGUCAAGUUUAAUUUCACAAGACUUUUUUUCUGAGAUUACUUUUGGGGUAAUAUUUAAAAUGAGAGACAUUUUGUAACCCUGUAAAAUACAUAGGGAAUAUAACAUUCCAAUGUACACAACGAAGGCAAAUUCUUUAAUCAAAUAAAAGAGUAUUAUAAAAUGAGAUGUUUACUGGACUCUUAACUUUGAGGUCUGCUUGCUGAUUCAUGAUACUGUAAUAGGAUCUAAAAUUAAAGAUUAAUGAUAUGCUUUUUU
This is a messenger RNA of Mus pahari (shrew mouse), 3533 nucleotides long. RefSeq names its product archain 1 (gene Arcn1). Gene Ontology annotation, cellular component: COPI vesicle coat; cytosol. Lineage: Eukaryota; Metazoa; Chordata; Mammalia; Rodentia; Muridae. Gene Ontology annotation, biological process: Golgi localization; endoplasmic reticulum to Golgi vesicle-mediated transport; retrograde vesicle-mediated transport, Golgi to endoplasmic reticulum. The record is from RefSeq and is a predicted model, not a curated record. The coding region runs from base 148 to 1683 and encodes 511 amino acids. The transcript has 10 exons.